Messenger RNA from Carica papaya (papaya), 588 nucleotides. NCBI's taxonomy places the organism in Eukaryota, Viridiplantae, Streptophyta, Magnoliopsida, Brassicales, Caricaceae. The record is from RefSeq and is a predicted model, not a curated record.
AGUCCUAAACACCCAUGAAAAUGAGGUUUUGGUCCUUGGUUUUCUGUCUCUUAUUAUCUCCUCUACUUGGUAGCUCAUCAGCUGAGCAGUGUGGCCAGCAAGCUGGGGGUGCCCUUUGCCCCGGAGGCCUAUGUUGCAGCCAAUAUGGUUGGUGCGGCUCUACCGAAGACUACUGCGGAGAUGGCUGUCAAAGUCAAUGCAACCCCGGUGAUUUAGGCGGAGUCGAAAGUAUUAUAUCAAGAUCAACUUUUGAUCAAAUGCUAAAACAUAGAAACAAUCCUGCUUGCCCUGCCAAAGGCUUUUACACCUACGAUGCUUUUAUCGCAGCGGCCAAAUCUUUUCGUGGUUUUGGCACUACUGGUAGUACCGAUGUUCGUAAAAGAGAGAUCGCUGCUUUCUUUGGUCAAACCUCCCAUGAAACAACCGGAGGGUGGCCAAGUGCACCUGAUGGGCCAUAUGCAUGGGGUUAUUGCUAUCUUAAGGAACGAAACCCAAGCAGUAAAUACUGCGCUCCAAGUUCCAGAUACCCCUGCGCUCCUGGUAAAUCAUAUUAUGGCAGGGGUCCUAUCCAACUUUCCUGGUAAGUAU